UCUUCUUGUGUUUGGAGAAGCAUUGGAUCAAAACACAUUCCCUUUUCCUCACCCCUCUCCCUCAUCUUCUUUGUCAUUUAUCUUCUGUCAUUGGCCUAGAAACCCAAAAUGGCAAACAAUGGCAUUCUUGCAAUGGUGAUCUUAGUUGGUAUUUGUAAUAUUUUCAUCAAUGUCAAUGCAUUUGUGGCUUCUGAUUGGACAAAAGCUCAUGCUACUUUCUAUGGAGGCAGUGAUGCCUCUGGAACAAUGGGAGGUGCAUGUGGGUAUGGAAACUUGUACUCAACUGGAUAUGGGACAAGGACAGCAGCAUUAAGCACAGCAUUGUUCAAUAAUGGAGCUGCAUGUGGGCAGUGCUACAAGAUCAUGUGUGACUAUCAAUCUGACCCACAAUGGUGCAAGAAAGGAACAUCUGUGACUGUUACUGCAACAAACUUUUGCCCACCAAACUUUGACCAACCAAGCAAUGCUGGAGGCUGGUGCAACCCUCCCCUUCAGCAUUUUGAUAUGGCUCAGCCUGCUUGGGAAAAGAUUGGCAUUUUCAAAGGAGGAAUUGUCCCUGUCAUGUUCAAAAGGGUUCCUUGCAAGAAACAUGGUGGAGUUAGAUUCAUGAUCAAUGGAAGGGACUACUUUGAACUGGUCAUGAUAAGCAAUGUGGGAGGGGCUGGAUCUAUUCAAUCUGUGUCUAUCAAAGGUUCAAGGACUGAUUGGAUGCCAAUGUCAAUGAACUGGGGAGCUAACUGGCAAUCCAAUGCCUAUCUCAAUGGCCAGUCUCUCUCCUUUAGGGUCACAACCACUGAUGGAGAGACAAGAAUUUUUCAAGAUAUUGCCCCUUCAAAUUGGGCCUUUGGCCAAACAUUCUCAAGCUCGGUUCAGUUUUAGGGUUCAGGAUUUGGGUUUCAGUGGCAGCGGCGUGCUUAUUAUUUUACUAAAAGCAGCCCGCCAAAUUUUGAAUUUUACACUAUAUGUGGUGGUUAUGAGGAAGAAGAACAAGCUAUAGUGAUGAUGGGUUGAACCUAUAUGAAUGAAAUCAAGGCUAAAAAUUCAUUUUUUUUUGAGUUUUUUGCACUUGAGAGGUCACAGAGCUUGUGGAUGUCGAGAUUAUUUCAAUACUAUAUUGAAAAAUUGUUAUACAUACUAAUAAGAAGCUAGCGCGGUUGCAUCGCAGCUUCAUGACAUUAUUAUUGUUAUUAUUUUACUUCAAAUUGUAUGCUUGCAAUGUAUUAUAUGAAUGUUGUCAUGAUAUUUUUUUCAUCAUUCUGUGAGAAUAAAACAGUCUUUCUUUCUGCUUGAUUGAU
Molecule: messenger RNA, 1295 nt
Organism: Camellia sinensis
Lineage: Eukaryota; Viridiplantae; Streptophyta; Magnoliopsida; Ericales; Theaceae
Product: expansin-A11
Biological process (GO): plant-type cell wall organization
Cellular component (GO): extracellular region
Source: RefSeq, a predicted model, not a curated record